Messenger RNA from Ramularia collo-cygni, 2151 nucleotides. RefSeq lists its product as uncharacterized. The transcript has 2 exons. Bases 1 to 2151 code for a protein of 716 amino acids. The record is from RefSeq and is a predicted model, not a curated record. Lineage: Eukaryota; Fungi; Ascomycota; Dothideomycetes; Mycosphaerellales; Mycosphaerellaceae.
AUGACGACUCAAAUCAGCGACAUGUACGAACCAGAGGGCGAAAUGAACAUUCCCGAGCUACAACAGAACCUUCGCCAAAAGUACCGUAACGUUGGACCAAAAGUGGAGCGGAUCUGGCGAAACUUCACCCCGAAGCAACGCGAGGAGGCCAUGCGUGAGACGGUGGGCGAUGGCAAAGUUCUCAAAAACUCCCGCGAUCCGGGUCUGUCCGGACUGAAAGACUUCCUCCCAGAUUGGAAUCUCGAAGAUAUUACAUCAACCCCGGAGUUUUUCCUGGACCGCUUGAAGUUCCGUGUGGAAGCCGACUUGCAUCGGCAACACUUUGAAGGCGUCAAUGGAGGACCAGGCGAUCGUGAGAUCAUCCAGGCUGGCGCUCGGAAGAUCAAUGACGGCCUCGAGGAUCAGUAUGCUGCAUUCUUCAUCGAUCUUGGCAAGCAUUACGGCAGGUGGGCGAAAGCGAAUGGAGCUGAAGGACUGCGUGCUUUCGAAAGUAUGGCGGCUCGGACGGGCCUCGUUGUCCCGGCUAACGAGGCACGUCUCCUUAUCAGCAGGCAGGAAACGACAUUCAUCUUCUAUAAUACUCUCAUUGAAGACAUUCUGGAGAUGGAUUCCGAUAGUAGAACUACAGACAGAUCUUCAGUCAGGAAGCCGACCAAGCAGACAGUCAACGCAAUGGCCAAUUUGUCUAUUGCGCCGAAGCCACUGAAGGUCUCCAUAGCAGAAGUCAUCGCCGAGGCAWCAGAGCAGAAGGUGGUAGCAGAGGAUUAUCUAGAGCUCCUCCGCAGCGAACCAGUCGUUCUAAACCAUGCUGUCAACAUGACAAACAGUAGCCGACCGGAGCUCGUCCCUGACGAUCGAGGCCGUAUCCUGCCAAUGUUCACCGACAAGUACAUUAGCAUCGCAUUCUUCGAGGUCAUGUGUAAUGCAGUCAAGUCCAUCGUCACAUGGGAAUACAUCGUCCGUCUGCUUGGUAUGCUGGAAGGAGAAGGUAUGAACGACAAGAUCAGACGGCCAUUACUCGCCCAGGAGCUUUCAAAUGCAUGCCAUAUGGAGUACCGCCGCGCCCAAUCUAUGUUCAGACGUCAAAUGUCCUGCCCCUUUGGCGUGGCUUCCAAGAGCUUCAGGCGUGUAACGACGGGUAACACAUGUAAGCUUGCCAUUAAAGGCCAGCCCUCGGAUCAUACCGUAUCCAAUCCUCAACUGCACUACAUCCUCCGUCUUUGUCACCCGGACACAAACCACAAGGAUGCGGCACAAUGGAUUCAAAAGCUCGAUCAGCAUAACACAAGGCACUCGGAUGAUCUACAGAGGCUUACUGCGGAUCAAAUCCUAGCGCUCGGAGAUCUGGCAAUCAUCGUGAGCUUCAUGCAUACCUUGUCUACUUCCAUGACAAUGGUAGCUGGGUCGAAGAAGCUUGGUCUGUUGUUUACGGGAAGGACGGCGGAUCUGGAUACCGAGUUGACUCAGUACAAGGCAGAAGCUGAUUUUGGUGACCACUUGGUGCCUUCGGACAACCUCUUGGAACCAGGUACAGCUGGCAAUGCCCUACAAGCGCUUGAUGAGUUUAUACUUGAGCGUGCUGGAGCAAGUCUGGGGUCCUUGUACGAGGAUGUGCUGCGCGAAUGUAUAGGCGACGUGGAGAAGAAGUGUGCCGACGUGAAGCUCCGUCUUGAGAAAGACAAACAGCACCAACAGCAGCAAUACGUCCCAUUAAAAGCAGAGGAGCCGAAACCAGCCAGUUUCCGCGCAGAGCAACGACGAGAGAAAGCGAAGACACGACCAGUGGAUGAGAAAAGCGCCUACGACAUCACAGCCAUUACGCCCUCACAAAUCGCCGCAGAGCCCGCUCCGCAGCUCAAAGUCAAAGCAUCCACAGCCGCAGUCUUCGCCACCCUCUUCACCAAAGACCAGGCCCGUGGCUCGGUCUCCUGGGCAGAUUUCGCUGGAGCAAUGGCGGAUUUGGGAUUUAGCGUCACGCCCAAGUAUGGCUCCGUUUUCACGUUUCACCCUCCGGAGUCGAUGGAUGCUUCUCGUUCUCUUACGCUGCAUCGUCCGCAUGCUUCGGAGAUUGAGGGGUUUAAGUUGUUGAUUUUUGCUAAGAGGUUGCAUAGGAGGUAUUGCUGGAGUGCUGAGACGUUUCUCGUUGAGUAG